AUGUCAUUACAACAGGAUAUGAUGAACAAUACUGAUGAUGGAUUGUCUGCAAGUAGAGUAGAAUUAGUCCAAUACCCAAUCUUGAAUCCAGCAACUCCUCCAGCUCAGUAUGUGCAGAUGAACGAUGCCAAAGAAGCCAUCCCAAUCGCCAAACAAGAGCCAGAGACAUCAAGAGAGACCUUUCUUGUGGAGUACUACAAGAAAAUCCUAAGAUAACACUUGAGUAUCCUAGGAAUGUUCACUUUUGGGUUGAUGGAGUGGUUUGCCAACAUUGUGGUGGACUUUGGAUACUAUUACAACACUUUCAGAUGGACUUUCUAUACGUUUGUAGUAGCUCUCAUCAUAAUCGCCCUGGGAUUGCCCAUUACAAGGUCCUUAAGAACAAUAGUGAAACAUCAGAAUUCUAUAUUCUAUCUCCAGACAAUCUUGAUAGGAUUCGUGCUUAUUGGAAUAGGCAACGAAAACUCAGAUACACAUGCAACAGCAAUCAAUUGGUGGAUCAUCAUUACAUUGAUAAUCCUCAUCGCACACAGCAUUGCCCAAAUCGUGCUUGUCAAACACAACAUCACCCACUACUACACCAUGUUUAUGAAGUUCGCCAUCAUGGGAUCAAUAACACUCAACUUUGUCGUCGGAUUGUGUGCAUCAUCCUUAGAUAGUUCAUUUCCAGUCGCCGAAGCCAUCAUCAUCUAUUCCAUCUAUUAUUUCAAUCAGUUGAAUGAGCAUCUACUCAAAAAUUCAAGUGAACUACCAGAAGAUGUUUCAAUAGUGGGAAGAAUAUAAAUAAUUAAUAAAAUAUAAGCACUUUUCAAUUAGGAAGCACAAUCAAAUCAAGUUAUUGAAUAAAUCAAAGAAACCCAUUGUGUUGUCAACAGAUACAUUGCCAUAGUCAUUUCAAGUGCUGUUGCAUACCUUUUAAUCCUGAUCCUCAGCAUCGUCACUGGAAAUGCACUAUUCAUUGUAAUUGUGGUUGUGGUUUCAAUAUCACUCCUAAGCGUUGUGCUCAACACUUAAGUGGCUUCAAGAACUCUCCAAUAAGAGGACGUAACCUAUGCAGUGUGUUUGACCUACUUGGAUCUAGCCAGUCCACUCAAGAACAUUUUGAGAGGAAUCAUUUCCAAUUGA
Paramecium tetraurelia is the source of this 1125-nucleotide messenger RNA. RefSeq lists its product as uncharacterized. NCBI's taxonomy places the organism in Eukaryota, Ciliophora, Oligohymenophorea, Peniculida, Parameciidae. The transcript has 3 exons. The record is from RefSeq and is a predicted model, not a curated record.